CUUCUUAAAGGGGAGGAGAUUUUCAACAUGGAUGAAAGCGCGAGUACGUCUGUGACUCUGACUAUAAACCCAGACAAACCCGGUGUAGUUCCUUCCAACAACACGGGCGGCUCCGUUGACUCCCUGGUUGAUUUAGGAAAACGGGUCCUACAGCAAUUGCAAAGCAGACUGGAGCGGGCCUGUGAGCAGCAGCCCUUGGACCUUGACCAUGUGGAUUUCCUCACCACCAGCACAAUGACUCUAAUCACCUCCCUUUCACCUCAUGUGAACUUUCCACAAUCGGUACUUGACGGUCUGGAGGAGCUUAUCGCCCUCAUCCAAUCUGAAAUGGAUAAGAGAAGGCCAGCCGGUAUAACCAACAGAAUAAGUGGUGAAGUGGGGCGCCCCAAGCUGAGCAUUUCUAAAGAUCACCUUCAGGACCUAAUGGAGAUGGACCUUUCUGUGGCCUGUAUUUCCAACAUUCUCGGUGUGUCAGUGAAAACAAUCCACCGUAGAAUGAGAGAAUGGGGCCUCUCAGUAAAAGAUACCUACAGCUCGCUGUCCGAUGAUGAGCUUGACAGCUUGGUAUCAACAAUCAAACAAGAGUCAAAAAAUCUGGGUCACAGAAUGGUGAAGGGACGUCUGAGGGCACUGGGCUACAGGGUGCAGUGGACCCGGGUGUGGGACUCCAUGCACCGUGUAGACAGUGUGGGAAUACUGGACAGGACGGUAAAUCUGGGUUGUGUUAGAAGGACGCACAGUGUUCCUGGUCCUCUGUCACUCGUACAUAUCCACACCAACCACAAGCUAAACAGAUACGGGAUUGUGAUGUUUGGUGGUGUUGAUGCCUUUUCACAAAAGAUCCUGUACCUGAAAGCAGCCAACAACAACAAGGCAUCUACAGCGCUGGACUUCUUCCUUGAAGCUGUGAAGCGUUACGGCUGUCCAUCUCGUGUGAGAGGAAACCGAGAACUGGAGAACGUGGACAUUGCUCGAUACAUGUUUGAUGUUCGAGGCUGUGAACGAGGAAGCUUCAUGUUUGGAAAAAAUGUGCACAACCAAAGGGUAGAGCAGCUGUGGCGUGAUGUGUGGGGUGUGGUGUCAAACAUCUACAGCGACGUCCUCCGUGGCCUUGAGGAGAACAGGCUGCUGGAUACGUCAAACUGCAUAAACCUCUUCUGUGCACAGUAUGUCUUUUUACCACGCAUCCAGAGAGAUUUGGACGCAUGUGCAGAAGACUGGAACAACCGUUUGCUACAGACUGAGCAGAACUACACCCCAAACCAGCUGUGGGAAACUGGGAGGACUGGGACUCCAGUCAGCUGUCCUGAAAAGCUUGAUGCCGGGUUUGUAGAUGCAGACAUAGCAGAUAUGGAGGAUGCUGGCGUUCUCAUCCCAGAGCUGAUGUCGUCCCUGAACCGUGACGAGUUGGCGAUGCUGAGCCAGCUUUUCGAUCCCAUGGCUCCCUCUUCUUGUUUUGGGGCUGAUAUUUACAGUUAUGUUGUCCAGUAUGUAGAAAAUGUUGAAUCACAACACUCCUAAGGCAUUAUAUAAAAAACCUCUUGGAAAGAACA
This is a messenger RNA of Melanotaenia boesemani (Boeseman's rainbowfish), 1553 nucleotides long. RefSeq lists its product as uncharacterized. The record is from RefSeq and is a predicted model, not a curated record. Lineage: Eukaryota; Metazoa; Chordata; Actinopteri; Atheriniformes; Melanotaeniidae. The transcript has 10 exons. Bases 28 to 1521 code for a protein of 497 amino acids.